AUGGCGGAAGGGAGGCAAAAGGAGCCAUUGAGUCUCAAUCAACGCCACUAUCGCUUUCUUGGUGACCUAUCCGCUUCCCAAACUAGGCACAAAACUGAUGCAGAUGAUACUGGAUCGAGUGUGAAUCCUGAAAUAGCAUUUGACGAUGUUCCUCGAUUUGAUUUCGAUUCUCCUCCACUUCCUCGUCAAGUGGAUCUUGAAGAACCUGUGUGGAAGCAUAAGGGUUCGUCUCCCAGGCUCUUUGCUGGGAUUGCAGAUUUUGAUUCGCCGUCUUCCACGCUUGCUUCUGGAAUACAUAAAAGUAGCAAGAUUACUGAAGAAGAUGGCUAUUCUUCCGAAGCUGAUCCGAUUAUUUCUGACCCGGACAAGUGUAAUUCCCACCUUCCAGUCGAUGUGGAACUCGAGACAGAGGAGCUACAGAGUAGUGAAAUGCCUGCAGAAGUAGUUGAUGCUGCCAAGACAAAAUCCUCAUUAUCUUGUAAUGCUGAUUUUGAUUCCAGUUUUCCUGGGGAAGAAAAGCAAACAAAAGUGAGAAUUGAAGGAAGGCGUCGCCUCUGCAAAAUUUCAGAGAGAAACAAAAGUGAUAAUGUGGCAGUUAAGAGUCUUGUAAGCACUGAAAGACCAAAACAUGAUGGUAUUUCGGAUUUUGAUUCCCCUCUUCAGGUGAAUAAACCACAUGACAAUAAUGGAAAUGAAAUAAGAGAUAUCUUGAAUGAUUUGAGUUCAAGGCUUGAGUUUCUUUCCAUUGAGAAGAAAAGGGUUCCUAAGAAAGUUGAUUUGACCGAGGAUUUCGAGGACUCAUUUAGAAGCAAGUUAUAUGAUGUGACUGUGAAAGAGGGAGACCCUGAAUAUCAGACUGCCACUUCUUCGAAUGUGCUUUUCUCUGAUUCCCCAGUGGAGGAAAUUGGGUCAAAAGUUGAAGCUGUUAUUUUCAACGACUGCUCGGAAAAAACUUAUUUUGCUGACAGGAAGGAGAAUGGUGAUGUUGGUAAGACGAAUAGAAUCAUGCAUAAGCGUGAAGGACAUAGCAAUGUUGAUCGUAUGAAGGUGCCUGUAAGGUUAGGUGCUACUAAGGAUCGAACUUACGACUACAGGAGAGAGGAGGAAAAGUAUGCUGCACUGAGUGAAAAAUACUUUGUUAAGCAAGUGGGUAGGGCAGAAGAGAAGUUUAUCGAAGUGUCUGAUGAUGAAUCUGAUGAUAUCACAACAUUGAAUGAUGAUGUUGACGAAAUCACGUUGAGUGGCCUGAAGGGUACAUAUAAGUUACCUGGUAAAAUUGCAAAAAUGUUGUAUCCCCAUCAGCGUGAAGGACUUAAGUGGCUCUGGUCUCUUCAUUGUAAGGGUAAAGGUGGCAUUUUGGGUGAUGAUAUGGGUCUGGGAAAGACCAUGCAGAUGUGUAGCUUUAUAGCUGGAUUAUUCCACUCAAAUUUGGUUCGGAGGGUUUUGGUUGUUGCUCCAAAAACACUAUUAACGCAUUGGAUAAAUGAACUAUCAACAGUUGGGCUCUCUGAGAAGACGAGGGAGUACUUCUCAACUUGUACAAAAACUCGCCAUUAUGAGCUCCAAUAUGUACUUCAGGAUAAAGGUGUUCUUCUGACAACAUAUGAUAUUGUCCGGAAUAAUACAAAAUCCUUAUGUGGGGAUUACCGUUACAGUGACGGAGAAGAAGAUGAAAUGACAUGGGAUUAUAUGAUCCUUGAUGAAGGGCAUCUGAUUAAAAAUCCAAGCACACAAAGGGCUAAAAGUUUGCUUCAAAUACCUUGUCGGCAUCGCAUCAUUAUCAGUGGCACCCCACUCCAGAACAAUCUCAAGGAACUUUGGGCUUUGUUUAAUUUCUGCUGUCCUGAGCUCCUUGGUGACAAGAAAGAGUUCAAGGAAAAAUACGAGCACUUCAUCAGCCGAGGAAAUGAGAAAAAUGCAUCUGAUAGGGAAAAGCGUAUUGGUUCAUCGGUUGCCAAGGACCUGAGAGACUGUAUUCAACCAUAUUUUUUAAGACGAUUGAAAACUGAAGUAUUUCGUGAUGAUAGCACGCUUUCCAAGAAGAAUGAGAUUAUUAUAUGGCUACCGUUAACUCAAUGUCAGCGUCAAAUCUAUGAAGCUUUCUUAAAGAGCGAGAUUGUCAUCUCAGCUUGUGAUGGUUCCCCGCUUGCUGCACUUACGAUAUUAAAAAAGAUAUGUGACCAUCCACUUCUGUUGACAAAGAGAGCUGCUGAAGAUGUUCUCGAAGGAAUGGAUUCAAUGGUGAACCAAGAAGAUCAUCGUGUCGCUGAAAAGUUGGCAAUGCACAUAGCAGAUGUUGCCGAGAGAUUUGAUGUUGUCGACAAUAAUGAUAUGUCAUGCAAAAUAUCAUUUAUAUUAUCAUUGCUGGCUGAUUUAGUUCCAAAUGGACAUAAUGUGCUUAUCUUUUCACAAACACGGAAGAUGCUUAAUUUAAUCCAGGAAACAUUGACAUCCAACCGUUACAAAUAUAUGCGGAUAGAUGGUACCACAAAAGUCGCUGAUAGAGCUAAACUCGUAAAGGAUUUCCAAGAGGGUCGUGGAGCCCCAAUCUUCCUCUUGACUUCCCAAGUUGGUGGAUUAGGCCUUACACUUACUAAUGCAGAUCGUGUCAUUGUGGUUGAUCCAGCAUGGAAUCCAAGCACUGACAAUCAGAGUGUAGAUCGUGCAUACAGGAUUGGGCAGAAGAAGGAUGUCAUCGUGUACAGACUAAUGACAUGUGGCACUGUGGAAGAGAAAAUUUACAGAAAACAGGUAUUCAAAGGAGGAUUGUUCAGAAGUGCAACCGAACAUAAAGAACAGAUCCGUUAUUUCAGUCAACAGGAUCUGAAAGAUCUUUUCAGCAUUCCCAAACAAGGGUUUGACAUAUCACCUACUCAACAGCAGUUGCUAGAAGAGCAUGAUCGUCAGCACACAAUGGAGGAAUCUCUUAGGGUACACGUCGAGUUCCUUGAAACUCUCAACAUAGCUGGAGUUAGCCACCACAGUUUGCUCUUCUCCAAACCGGCACAUUUAGAAGCAGUUGAAAUAGAGGAGGAAACAGAAAGGCCAAGAGUGAGUAGGUUUGUGGGGAAUGCAUUUGGACGCCCAUCGUUCGAACGUGAUGUUGACGGGGGCAGGUCACAGUAUGCAUUCAAUCCUAUGGACAUAAAGAAAGUGCAGAGGAAUGCAAAUCCCGACGUUAAGGAACCAACCGAAUAUGAAAUCAGAGAGAGAAUCGAUCGCUUAUCUCAGAUCUUUUCUAACAAGGUGGCAAUCUCUAGGCUGCCUGAUAGAGGAGAGAAAAUACACAGGCAAAUAUCUUCAUUGUACCAUCAGCUUGAUCAGUUGCAAAUGGCAAGAGCAUCAGCAAACAAGGACGACAUUAUUGAAUUAGCAUCUUGCCACCGCCAGAGGCUCACUCACACACCAACGCCGGAGCAUCGUCGGGCUGCCAGCUGGACUCUGUUUAGAUUUAUCUGCGGCGAGAACUUGUUGUGCCUUGUCGCCCGUCGCCUGCGCCGUCCUCCAUCGCCGGCGUCAUCCCCAUCAUCACCGUCGCCCGAGUCAUCGGAAUCCUAUUGCGUCGACCUCCGUUGGAAUCCUCAAAUUUCGCCAGAAUCCUGUCGCGUCGCCCUCCGUCGAUCGCGUCUCACCGUCGCCUCGACUUCCGCCGGAAUCCUGUCUGCCCGACAGCCCAUGAGCUGCCACACUCAGCUCACAUACAAUUAUCACACACAAAAACCACGUCCGCGGUCCGCCACCAUCGUUUCACACAGCCACCCCCGCGCCGCCGCCGCUGCUGCUCACGUCCUUCCUGCAGCUCAAGCAAGGCCAUCGUCGGCGUGA
Molecule: messenger RNA, 3825 nt
Organism: Striga hermonthica
Lineage: Eukaryota; Viridiplantae; Streptophyta; Magnoliopsida; Lamiales; Orobanchaceae
Source: the annotation of a GenBank genome assembly